AAUGCGUAUGCGCAUUUCCAUUCGAAUGACUAAAGAGCUAUUCUCGACCGCUCGUAUUCAGUUCGUAUACGAAUUGAAACCGAAUGGUUUACAGCGAGCGGAAAUCUGUAGACGCUUUCAAAUAAAGUGUACGUUUUAAUUUGACAGUUGAAAUAAAAAUUUGGAUAAUGGAAGAUGUUGUACAAUUAUUGUUGAUAGAGGAGUUAGAGGACAUAGAAGUAAGAAAUAGACGUGUACAUAGACGCCGGUUGGACCCAUUUAAUGAACUUAGCGAUGAGUAUUUCAUAAAAGUUUUUCGCUUAUCUAAAGCAUUAGCGCAAUUUUUGGUACAUCUUCUAAAAGAUUACAUCGCCCCCGCAAAUCGUUCCACUGAUUUGGACAUAACAACGAAGGUAAUUUGAGUAUCAAUAUUUUCAAGGAUAUAUACUACAAUAGGUACAAUCUUAGUUGAAGCGAUUUUUUUAAGGUUUUAGUAACGUUGAGAUUUCUUGCAAGUGGAAGCUACCAAAUGGACGUGGGAUCAAAUUAUAACUUUGGAAUAUCACAACCUUCAGUAUCAAGAUGUAUUGAAGAAGUUGUCAAUGCCAUGAACAGAAAUGAAAUUUUUAACGCUUAUGUACAUUUCCCUAGAAAUAUACAAGAACUCAAUGCUGCUAGAAUGGGGUUUUUUGAAAAGUAUAAUUUCCCAGGAAUAAUUGGGUGUAUAGAUUGCACACAUGUUGCAAUAUUCCCCCCUAAAGUGGAUGAUGAUAAUUAUCCUGAACAUAUUUAUGUGAAUAGGAAGAAUUAUCAUUCCAUUAAUGUACAACUGAUAUGUGACCAUAAUUUGAAGAUUAUUAAUGUGAAUGCUUUAUUUCCUGGCAGUACUAAUGAUGCUUUCAUUUGGAACCAAUCCAAUGUGCAAACCCUAUUAAGACGAUUACACGAGGCCGGAAAUAAAAAUUAUUUCUUGUUAGGCGAUUCGGGUUACCCAUUAAGAAGUUGGCUGUUAACACCUUUAGAAUAUGAACCACGACCUAAUAUACCUGAGCACUUCUAUAAUUCUAGACAUAAAACCAUACGGAGCACAAUCGAAAGAUGUAAUGGUGUAUUAAAAAUGAGAUUUCGCUGCCUUCUUAAACACAGGGUUUUGCAUUACUCCCCCGAGAAAGCCAGUAAAAUUAUAAACGCCUGUGUUUUGCUGCAUAACUUGUGUAUUGAGCAUAACAUAGAAACUCCACAAAAUGAGGAAGCCGAACAAAUUGAUUUGGGCGUGCAUGUCCCAGAAAGAAAUCAUGUUGUUGAGAGAGUAAAUCCCGAACUGGCUGCUGGCAGAAACCAAAGAAAUAAAUUAAUUACACUUUUGCAACAAUAAAUAAUCGGC
This is a messenger RNA of Photinus pyralis (common eastern firefly), 1363 nucleotides long. RefSeq names its product putative nuclease HARBI1. NCBI's taxonomy places the organism in Eukaryota, Metazoa, Arthropoda, Insecta, Coleoptera, Lampyridae. Bases 509 to 1354 code for a protein of 281 amino acids. The transcript has 4 exons. The record is from RefSeq and is a predicted model, not a curated record.